UCACCUAUUUUACCUUUUUACAUGGAUGACAGCUCAAAUUAAAGAAAGUUUUAUUCAAUCCAAUAUUCUGAUGUUGUAUUUUGAUGGAAUUAGUGUAGAGAAACAUCACAAGACUGACAUUGUAAUGUUUUGAUGCUCUGUGUAGCUGAAAAUUUUCAAGUUAAAUGGUUAGACAAGUGAGGCGAGACCAUGGUUCAUGACAGUAAAUUGGAAAAGAGCAAUAAGUUACUGAGAAUCAAGAGUGCUCAUGGUCGGAAUAUCAGUGUGGUUAGGGAGGUUUACAGGAGAGAAGAUGUACCAUGCCUGAGCCAACUAUGUCUCGGUGACUGUCAGAUUGUCGCAGGCACAGGUGAUAGUGGACUAGGUUUGCUCCCUGCAGAUACAAGCCAUUACCUUGUCCCGGACUGUCAGGUAGCUCGAGAAUUCCUGGAAAUCCUGGAGAAUCCCGUGGUUACAGGAAUUAUAUUCAUACAAACUGUGGUUCAUUCAGUUCAACAUGAAGGAAGUAGGCGCUUAAACAACAGACUUAAAAAUAUAGUCAAAGACAAGCGUAAGGCUUCCAUUAUAUUCCAUAAUGAAUUUCAGAAGUAUGCUUAUUGUGAGAGGGAACAGGCUGAAUCACUUACUGAUUGGCAGACAAGGAGUACUUACACGGCUGCUGAGUGGUUUUUUCAUCACCUUGCUGGACAGAAGCCCAUCAUCAUGGUGACUAAUGACAAACAGGCCAUUGAGACAUACGGAAGCAAGACACUUAAUGUGUUUGUCUUGUCUCUAGAGGAUUAUCUGAGGAAAUUCUGGCAGGCUCACAUACCAGAAGUUAUGGAGCUGUAUGAGUCAUUAACAGCAUCAUUAGAAACAAAGGUCAAAGAGAAGGACUACAAGGGUUAUUUACCAGUGGACAUUUUAGAAGCUGGUGUAAAGUCAGGAAGAUUUGUGCUGGGUCACAUCAAUGUAAACAAAAACAAUGCAGGACAGGAGGCCUUUGUUAAACAGAAGAGGUCCUUAGAGACUGACAUGGAUGAUGUAUCUGAUGAUAGGGAUAUUUUGAUACAUGGAAUGUCCUGCAGAAACAGAGCUAUCCAUGGUGACCUUGUUGUCGUGGAGUUGUUACCAAGGUCAGAGUGGAGAGGAAGGUCAAAUGUCAUCAAGGAAAGUCAAGAAGUGGAAGAGGGUGAAGAUGACGGUGUCUCUGACGGUAAUGUCAUGCCGACAGGUCGGGUGGUGGGAAUCCAGCAGAGAAACUGGAGGGAGUAUGUGGCUUCAUUUUCUCCUGAUGAGAAAGUAAGUGAAAAAGGAGGGAAAGUGUUAGUCAUUCCAUGGGACUACCGCAUUCCAAAGAUCCGCAUUAGCACAAAGCAAGUGGAGAAACUAAAGGACCAGAGAAUUGUUGUCCGAAUUGACUCCUGGGAUAUUGACUCUCAAUAUCCUAAUGGACAUUUUGUGAAAACUCUUGGACCCAUUGGAGAUUUGGAGGCAGAGAUAUCAGCCAUUCUCCUGGAGAAUACAAUACAUGCUUCAGAAUUUUCAGAAGCUCAGAAAAAAGAGCUCCCUGUGGACACCCCUGAGAACCCCUGGACUAUAGAGGAGGCAGAAUUAAGUAAACGUCGGGAUUUACGUUCAUCUCAUUUAAUUUUCUCAAUUGACCCAAAAGGCUGUGAAGAUGUGGAUGACACACUCUCUGUAAGAAAUCUGGACAAUGGUAACCUAGAGCUGGGAGUUCAUAUUGCUGAUGUAACACAUUUUGUGAGACCUGGUUCACUCACAGACACAGAGGCCAUGAGUCGGUCCACCACUGUUUACCUGGCUGACCGUCGCUAUGACAUGUUACCUGGAAUACUGAGUGCCAACUUGUGUUCACUAAUCAGUGAUGUUGAUAGGUAUGCUAUGAGUGUAAUGUGGGAGUUGGAUAAGAACUUUGAAGUGGUCAAUGUUUGGUAUGGAAAAACUAUUAUCCGUUCCAGUUAUAAACUGUUUUAUGAGAUGGCACAAGCAAUCAGUGAUGGAAUAGCUAUGUCUGAGAUAGUUAAAAAUGUUCCAGAACUCCAAAAUUUGUCUGAAAUAGAGAUCAACAGCAGGGUUGAGGAGCUGAGGUCUGCUGUGACAUUAUUGAUGAAAGUGGCAAGGCAGCUAAAAGCAAGGAGAGUUUGUGGAGGUGCUUUAGAGCUGGCAAGUGUGGAGGUCCAAGUAGAACUGACUGAGACAAAGAGCAUUGAGAACCUCACUCCUAAAGAUCAUCUGGAAGUCCAUGACACUAUAGCAGAGUGCAUGAUUUUUGCUAACCACUGGGUGGCCAAGAAGAUUGUAGAAGCAUUCCCAAAUCAAGCCUUGUUAAGACACCAUCCAUUACCUAAGAGUGAGCAAUUUGAAAAUCUGAAAAACUGUGCAAAAUCCAAGGGUUUAGAGGUGAUAACGUCAUCUAACAAAGAACUGGCUGAAACACUAGAUAACUGUGUGGAUCCAAAAGACCUGGUUGUCAAUAGGAUUCUUAGAAUGUUGGCUACACAGGCCAUGUCUGUAGCUUCCUACUUUUCCACUGGUUCUCUGCCCCGGGACCAGUUUUUCCACUAUGGCUUGGCCUUGGAUUACUACACACAUUUUACUUCACCUAUCAGAAGAUAUGCUGAUGUACUGGUUCACAGACAAUUAAUGGCGGCCGUAUCAGGGGAGGACACAGAUAUGUUGCCUGGCAACCGGGAGUUGGAUGAGCUUUCUGAGCACAUUAAUCAUCAGCACAGGGCAGCACAGAAUGCCCAGAGAGAUUCUCAGGAACUGUUUCAGUAUUUGUAUUUUAAACAGAAACAUUCAGAAGAUGAGUGCUGUUUGGCCGAUGCUAUUAUAUUUCAGCUCAGAGCCAAUGGUCUCAUGGUUUUUGUUCCAAGAUAUGGUAUAAAAGGACCUGUCUACUUGCGUAACAAAGAAGGACAAGUUAUAUUUGUAACAGACUCUGGUCAGUCAGAGUGGACGGGUGGCAGUAUUACCAAGUCUGACAGGAGUGUCAGUGUUAACAGUGAGCUGGGUUCUCAAUCAUUCUCUUUACUGGAUCACAUAACGGUAAAAAUAACACCACAGAGUUCCCGGUCCCAUGCCUCUUCUUUGAAACUUGAACUGAUAUCAACAGAUGGAUAUGCUUUAGAUCAAGAGCUGUCAGCAACAGAAAAGUCUACAAAGAGCCAGAAACAGGCCAUAAUACAGGAGGUGACGGCUGUGGCUGAAGAGAAGCGAAGUCAGACAUCCAUGGAGGACCAGAGCGUAAGAUAUCAGUCACUGAAGGCAGAAUUCGGUCAGACGCCAGAGAAUAAAAGCUUGUACACAGUGUUUGAAAAAUUCAAAGAAUUAGCUAAAAAGCCCCUCAGUUAGCAUAGAGACACACUUAAUUCACAUGUAUCAUCAAUUCAAUAUUUGUCAUAAAUUCUCUAGUUCCAGAUUUUAAAAAUUCACCCGUAGGAGUCCAGUAAUAGUAAAACAAAGUAGUCUGACAAUUGAUUAUCAGACUGCAGCAAGUUUUUCUAUUGUUUACUUAUUGGACUCUUCUUGUUAACUUUUGACAUUUAAAAUGGUAAUGUUCUAGGUGAGAUAAAUGUACAGUGUACAUGCCACAUGCUUUUCUAAAUGAGAUAUUAUCAGACUGGCUUUAACAGGUAUCAGUUUGAUAUUUUUUUCACAUAGAACUGUAUGAGGCAUAUGUUGUAUCCAUUACUUAUCAUUAUUUAUGAAGUGAAAAUGACAGCAAUGGUCUGAUGGAUUACAGUAUAUUUAUGAGAAUUGCAGCAGUGAUAUAAAGGUGCUUGAAUUAUGUCUUCUAUUUUUGUACAAUAAAAACAUUUUUGACAA
Molecule: messenger RNA, 3831 nt
Organism: Saccostrea echinata
Lineage: Eukaryota; Metazoa; Mollusca; Bivalvia; Ostreida; Ostreidae
Product: DIS3-like exonuclease 1
Exons: 22
Coding region: 190-3357 (1055 amino acids)
Biological process (GO): rRNA catabolic process
Cellular component (GO): cytoplasmic exosome (RNase complex)
Molecular function (GO): 3'-5'-RNA exonuclease activity; RNA binding
Source: RefSeq, a predicted model, not a curated record